AUGGAAGUAAACAUUAUUAUAAUAACAAUAUCAAUCUGGUAGAGACAUACAGCUGUAAAAUAAAAAAGCAUGCCUCUGGAAAGCUGGCAAUAAUUGGUUACAGGCUUACGGCACUUGAUUAAUGAAGAGUACAUUUAUGCUAUGUUUGUUUGAAUGGAAAAUGGAAGGAAAGAAAAGGAAGGAAAGAAAAUGGGAAGGAAAAUGAUUAUUUUUCAUUGUUUGGUUGAAGAGGAAAAUUGAGGGGAAAGAAAAUGAAUGCCACCAAUUUUUUUUCUCUCCAACAUUAGAAAGAAAAUGGAGAGAAAACUAAUGUUUCUCUCUCUACUUACAAUACUACUCCUUCACUUUUUUCAAUAUAUAUUAUAAUAUAGGGGUAAAAUUGUCUUUUUAUAACAUUUCUUUCCUUCUUAUUUUCCUUCCAACCAAACACAUCUAAAGAAAAUAAAAAUCUACUCAAUUUCUUUCCUUUCCUUUCUAUUUCCUUCCUCUCUAUUUCUUUCCUUUCAACCAAACAUAGCUUUAGUGUACAACAUUCUUCGUAUUGAGGGUUGUUUGCUUCAACCAGUGGAAAGGAAGAAAUACUGGGUUCACAGUGGAAAGUAAAAGAAAGGAAUGUACCCUACAACUAUCUGGUGCUUUGGAGGUAUGGUAUCAUUUUAAGGAAAGAAAAAGAAGGGGGGUGGGGGGUGUAAAAUUCAAGGCUUUGGCUUAGACAUAUGACAAGGCAUUGAAUUCUCCUAUUACCAGAAUUGGGAAGUAAGGCAAAAGUUACUUUCUGAGAUAUUAAAGAAUUAUUAUUUGCUUGUAUCCAAGUACUAAGCCACUAAGAAUGUGUUAAUAGUAAUAUUCUCUGCCUUCUUUAUAAAUAUGCAAUGCAGGGGAUGCUCUUUCCCAUUUUAUCUAGUUCCAGGUGCAUAUAAUAUUUUAUGCCUAAAGUUGGAUAUCAAGUAGAGAAGAUGGAUGGAAGUCCAAUAACUGAUGAUGAUAAUGGAGGACUUGUUACCAUACUUAGCAUUGAUGGAGGAGGGGUACGUGGUGUUAUCCCAGGGUAUAUUCUAGCCUUCCUUGAGGCCGAACUUCAGAAACUUGAUGGUGCAGAUGCGCGGAUAGUGGACUACUUUGAUUAUAUUGCAGGGGCAAGCACUGGGGGGAUCGUGACAGCAAUGCUUACAAAGCCUUCCACACAAGAUGGCCAACCCUGUGCUGCAAAAGAAAUCAAUAUAUUUUAUCGUGAAAAAGGCCCAAAAAUAUUUUCUGAAGCAGCAGAGAAUUUGAAUAUCUUCAAACAAUAUGUCGAAAGUUAUGUCUCUCGUCUAGAAGAAUCUGAAUCAACGUGGUUUCGCAAGAAGAUAAAGGGCUGUAUAUCACGGGCUAUGAAAGUUGGGGCGUGGCUUGGGGCAAAGUCAUUGGCUUCUCUAUAUAGCAGCGAGCCUCUUGAAGAAGCAAUCACUGAAAUUCUUGGAGAUUUUCGCUUGGCUGAUAGUUUGACAAAUGUUGUUAUUCCUGCUUAUGACGUGGCUCACCUCCAGCCUGUCAUAUUCUCUACACAGCAGGCUAAGAGGAAGAAAUCUGCUGUAAAGUUGGCUGAUGUGAUCAUGAGCACAACUGCUGCUCCUUAUUAUUUCCGUCCACAUAAGUUCUCUGUUGGUGGUGAAAAUUAUACUCUAAUUGAUGGCGGAAUAGCAGCCAACAAUCCUGUAAUACACCAUAACCUAUCCUCCUCUUUUUCAUUCUAUAAGUGUGAUUCAUCAAACAUGGUGUUAUGGAUCAUUCAGACAAUCUUUGCCAUGCAUGAAGUGUCAAGGAUGAAUGCACACAAGACAAGUACUGCAAUUGAAGAUCCAGAUUACAGUAAAUUCUUGGUUCUGUCUCUCGGGACGGGCAGUGGAAAGCUAGAUGGUCAUGAAGUUCUAGAUGGAGGUUUACUAGGUUGGUUUAACCCGCUAACAGGAUCGCCACCAUUGGUUGACGUUCUCUUCAGAGCUUCUGAUGCCAUGGUAGACAGGUGCACGUCACUUAUACUAGGGCGACACAACUGUCUGCACAAUUUCCUCCGAGUUCAGGAUUCCACUUUGCCCGGCAACCAAACCAAGUUACAUGAUGCAAGCAAAGACAACAUUGAUGCCUUGGAGAGCAUUGCCAAAGAGCUUCUGAAUCAGUCCAUUAAAGUGGUUAACCCAGCAUCAGGAUUGCACGAAACGCCUAAUGGAAGCUUGUUUGUAAAUGGAAGGGUGCCCACCAAUCGCGAGGCUAUCACUUGCUUUGCAAGAAGGUUGUCGGCAGAAAGAAGGCGCCGGGCGGAACAGUGAUUUAUGUCGGAACUUUGAGCAUUGCUUCAUAUAUGGGAAGGACUAAGGAGUUAGCUCAUCAAUCAUUUAUUCCCGCCAUCUAUUUGGUUGCAUGAUUGUAUCGCCUGCUUUCUCAUUAUUACACGUCUAUAACAAAUUUAAAAUAAAAUUAUAUCAUUCAUUCCUUCAAUUUGGAAAGAUCAUGUAUUAAUAAAGAACAUUUGAUGUUGUUUUGUUUUAAAAAAUAAAAAAUAAGUGAUAUAUUCCGUUUAUUAGAGUAAUAAAUAAUUAAAUAU
Arachis stenosperma is the source of this 2584-nucleotide messenger RNA. Its product is annotated as patatin-like protein 2. The transcript is spliced from 6 exons. Bases 927 to 2309 code for a protein of 460 amino acids. The record is from RefSeq and is a predicted model, not a curated record. Lineage: Eukaryota; Viridiplantae; Streptophyta; Magnoliopsida; Fabales; Fabaceae. Gene Ontology annotation, biological process: lipid metabolic process. Gene Ontology annotation, molecular function: monoacylglycerol lipase activity; glycerophospholipase activity.